Molecule: messenger RNA, 2202 nt
Organism: Aspergillus versicolor CBS 583.65
Lineage: Eukaryota; Fungi; Ascomycota; Eurotiomycetes; Eurotiales; Aspergillaceae
Exons: 4
Coding region: 1-2202 (733 amino acids)
Biological process (GO): positive regulation of transcription from RNA polymerase II promoter by galactose; DNA-templated transcription
Cellular component (GO): nucleus
Molecular function (GO): RNA polymerase II cis-regulatory region sequence-specific DNA binding; zinc ion binding; DNA-binding transcription factor activity, RNA polymerase II-specific
Source: RefSeq, a predicted model, not a curated record
AUGGUAUCUCAGCAACCGGGCAAUGUCGCCCGAGCGUAUAAAGAAGGCGAGCCGCUGGCGAAACGGCGACGUGUUUCUUUGGCGUGCAGUGCGUGCCGCGCCCGGAAGUCAAGAUGCGAUGGGCGGCGCCCGUCAUGUUCAUCAUGCACAUCUCUCGCAAUAGAGUGUCAUUACGAGCCAUCCGAUGCCUCAACAAAUCUCCUGGUGCGCAAAGACUACGUUUCAGACCUUGAACAGCGGCUUAAGGACGUCGAGUGCGUUUUGCAACGACAUGACGACUUGCUGACGGGCCACCUCGCUUCAUGCGCAGCAAAUAAAGAGGAAGCAUCUUCUGUACGAAUCGGGAGCGUCAGCACUGUUGGACAGGUACAAGAUGGGAUUCAUCUCAAUGCGCUCAACAUGGAGGACCCAGGUUCAGACGAUACAAAGACAGAUGGGCUUGCGAUUGAAUUCGUGGAUGAACCAACCCCGGCAUUUUACGGCGAUUCUUCUAGCAUUGUAUUCACGCGUUGCCUUCUAGAGGCAAUGUCCGUGGUUUCGAAGACCAGGCACAACGGAAUGAAGGCGCCAUGCACAGAAAAUAACUCUUCCGAGUGCAAUGCCGCUCCAGACUCUCGGCAGCAAUCACCGCCAAUUAUGGAAUCUCCCAAGAAUAUGCCUAUCUCACCCACAACCCUACCCCCUGAAGGAGAGAUGGAUGCGUUGCUCAGCACCUACUUCAACGCAUAUGGUUGUCUCUUCCCAUUUCUCCAUGAACCGACAUUUAGGGAAACCUAUAAUGAGUGCAAGACCAGCGGUUUUGUUAAAGCCGGGAGAGGCUGGCUCGGCGUGCUUAACAUGACCUUCGCAAUGGCUACCCACAUUGAUCAAACUGCAGAAGCUUCGGCAAAGCACCGCUGCAGAAGGUCGUACGUGUUUUUCCAACGGGCGGUAUCACUUUGCCGCGACUUGUCAAUGCGAACAGUCAGCCUUUCCAUUGUGCAAUACCUCUUGCUGGCCGCACUCUAUCUUCAGGGUACACAAAGGCCAAUCCAAACUUGGACAGUGCAUGGUAUGCUUGUACGAACAGCAAUGGCUUUGGGCUUACAUUCCGAGCAAUCAACACAAGGCCUUCACCCGGUACAGCAGGAGAUCCGCCGGCGUACCUGGCUUACGAUAUACUGUUUGGAUAAAAUCCAAAGCGUCACAUGUGGACGUCCGCCGGCAAUACCAGAUGAGUACAUCGUGGUGAAGAUGCCAUCAGCAUGGCCCACGAUGCAAACAACAAAACGUCAGUCGAAUGACGCAGACACUCACACGGCAUUUCUGGAUGCUACAGUGCGUCUGCUCCAGAUCGUGGGUCGAUCCGUCGCCACACAAUACGGCCAGAAUCUUGGAGUUCGUGGUCACGAUAUGGACGACAGUACCGCCAUUCAGGCGGCAAGUGCGAUGCGACAGGAGCUUCGGCGAUGGCGUUCCAGUUUACCAUCAUAUCUGGCUCUUUGUGAGCCAGAAUCUAGUGGUCUCUCUAGAAGUGAGAGCUCAGAUUCAGACCGGCUGAGAGUUAUUCUUACGCUCCGGUAUCAUUUUGUCAAUAUUCUAAUCCAUCGACCACUACUGUGUACCACGCUCCGUUACUUGACCAUGAAACGGCCCGCAGCGGGGGGUCCUUUACCGUAUAGGAUUCAGCUUGCGAUGGCCGAGGCCCACGAGUGCAUACGGUCUGCCGAGAAUACAAUUGAGAUAGUGCAUGCAGUUCUCAGCUCGCCCAAUCCAUCCUACAACAAAUUGGAUGUCUGGUUCUUCACAUUGUUCCAUGUAUUCAAUUCAGCUUUGGUGGUCCUUGGCAGCUCCGUGUUGGAUCAGCAUGGAGUCUAUAUCAACGACGACGCUACUCAGAACUCCGUUCAGGGCCCUCUGAAUCAAGCUGUAGAAGCUCUAGACAAGUUAGACAGGGACAACCGUAUGGUGUACAAUUGUGCAAAGUUCAUCAGACGUGUUUCCCAACAACUGAGUGGCCAAGCUGUCGAACAAUAUAAUUCCGGAAACGGUCACCGGGCUCAGUCUCAAACUGAAGAUUUAGCUUACGAGCAGAUCCUGCCUUCCUUUGGACUUCCAUCUCUCACCGACAUAGACAUGGUUCAGUUCCCCAGGGCCGAGCUAUUGGACCAUUCCUUUGGGGAAUAUAGCUUGAGUCUUGACCAGUUAAACUAUAACUACUGA